Molecule: messenger RNA, 7280 nt
Organism: Hemibagrus wyckioides
Lineage: Eukaryota; Metazoa; Chordata; Actinopteri; Siluriformes; Bagridae
Gene: lrriq1
Product: leucine-rich repeats and IQ motif containing 1
Exons: 25
Coding region: 297-5492 (1731 amino acids)
Molecular function (GO): protein binding
Source: RefSeq, a predicted model, not a curated record
UCUUACACUGACUGCACAAGUUUGUACACAUACACUGUUCAACUGUGUGAUUACAAUUAGUCCCUUGUUCAUUAUUAUUUUUUUAUAGCUCCGCCUCCUUACAUAGCGCCAUGUUGUAGAAAGGACAAUAAAAGCUUCAUGACUUGAUUUGACAUACACCAAAAUAAUAGAUAAUGAUAGACGAUAGAAAAGUACAAUUGCUCAAGUGUUCUUCACCUCUAGUGCUAGUAAUCCAAGGUAAGACUAGAUGGUGUUAGAUACAUAAAUGGACUUGAAUUAACUUCACUCUGAUUAGGAUGGAUGCAGAUGACAUUGAACAUGUUAUUGAAGAAGAGCUGGAGAAGAUGAGUGUGAAUUUCUCUGAUCCGGGCUCUGACAGUGAGACAGACAUUGAGGAAGAUUUCAGUGCAUCUGAUGAAAAGUUAAAGAAUGAUCUUCCUGACUCAGUGCUCGUUUACUUUAAAGCUUCGAGUAACAGAGUGAAGACUUUUGAACAUCUCAUCCUUGAAGAUAUUGAUGAUCUUGAGAGCAUGUGCAAUGAGAUGUUCAGCCCAAGUCAGCAUGCUGAUCUUCUGAAUGAGCUAGCCUCUAAUUCCGAUGAGGAUCUAUUAAAGCUGAAGGAAAGAAUAAUGUCUGAAAUCGAAGAGGAACUAGAUCCCCCAUGUGAAACUCAUGAACUGAAUGGAGAUUAUGACACUGAAUACGACACACACAAGGAUUCUGAAAGACAGCUCAGGUUUGAAUGGAGACAGCUGGAGGAGCGACUGAGGCAGGAGGAGGAGGAGGAGGAGGAGGAGCGGAGACUAGCUGAGUUCGAGGCUGAGAGGGAACAGUGUCUGAAGUCAGAUAGUGAAGAGAAGGAGAAGAUGAGACAGAGAAGUGAGCAGUUUAACGAGGAACUGAGGAGGACCGAGGCCGCAAAUCAGGCUGUUGAAGAAGAUGGUGAAACAAGCCAAACUCUUCCAGUGGAAAUGGUCAAACAGCAGGAGCUGAUCAAGAGAUUAGAAGAACAGAUAGCAGAGGAGAGGCGAGUUUUUGAGGAAGUACAGCAGGAAGAACGAUGGAAAUCAGAGGCACGGUGCACUGCAGCAGCCACAAAGAUACAGGCAGCUUUCAGAGGGACACUGGUGCGUCGCUGGAACAACAAAGAGCUGAACAAGAGGAGAGAAGAGGAGAGGAGGAGACAGAAAGAGAGGAUAGAAAGGGAAAAGAGGAGAGAGAGAGAGGAAAGGAUGAAGAUGGAGUGGGAGAAGGAGAGAAGGAGGAUGGAGGAGGAGGAACAGCGUCACCGAGAUGAGGCAGAGAGGAGAAGAGCCGAGUACGAGAGAGCCAAGCUACAGGAGCACCAUCGCCUGGAGAGAGAGCGUAAGCUGGAGGAGCAGAGCAGAAAAGAAAAGGAAGAAGCCAAGAGGAUAGAGGAUGAAAGGAAAGUAAAGAGCAGGGAGAAGCCGAAAAGGAUGGAACAGAUGAGAGUAGAAGAGGAAAUGAGAAAAGUACAGGAGGAGAAAUUUAAAAAAGAUGAAAAUGCAAGAGCGAUUCAGGAAAAAAUAAAAAGUAAAGAUGAUGCGGAAUCACAGAAAGAGAUAGAAGAGAGGAGAGUGGAGGAUGAAAGGAGAAAAGUACAGGAGGACAAGGAAAACAAAAGUAAAGAAAGGGAAAAGGCACAAAGAACUGUGGAUGAACUAAAACAAAAAGAUGAUGAGGAAUUACCUGAAAUGACAGAGAUAAGGAAAAAAGUACAGGAGGAUGAAGAGAAGACAAAAAAAAAAGAAGUAAAAGAAGAUGAAAGGAAAAGAAAGGAUGAGAAGACACAGAAAGGGAUGGAAGAGAGGAGACUGGAGGAGGAGAGAAAAAGAAAAGAAGUAGAAGAAGCAAAGAAGAUUGAGGAUGAAAGAAAAAGAAAGGAGCAAGAGGAAGAGAAGCAGAAAAAUAUGGAAAUCGAGAGAGUGAAGGAGGAAAAGAGGAGAGUGGAGGAGGAGAGGAAAAGAAAAGAAGUAGAAAAAGCAAAGAAGCUUGAGGAUGAAAGGAAGAGAAAAGAGGAAGGAUAUCAUAAAAGUAUGGAAAUCAGGGGAGCGAAGGAGGAAAAGAGGAAAGUACAGGUGGAGGAGGAGAAGGAAAGAAAAGACGUGGAAGAAGCAAGGAGAACAGAGGAUGAAAGAAAAAGUAAGGAGGAAGAGAAACAGAAAAGUGUAGAUGUAUGGAGGGUGGUAGAGGAAAAGAAAAGAAAAGAUGUGGAAGAAGAAAAGAGAACCGAGGCUGAAACAGAAAACAAAGAGGAAGAGGAAAAACAGAAAAGGAUGAAAGAAAAAAGAGUGGUAGAAGAGAUUAGAUUAAAGCAAAAGCUAAAUGAACCUGAGCAAAUACAGGAAGAGCAAAGUAGGAAACUAAAGCAGAAGGACAGAGAAGGAGAAGAAAUAGUAAUAAAGAGAAAUGAUGAUGGACAGAAUACGGAGGAAGGAAAUAAAAAUGUAAUUAAGGACAAUGUAAAAGGACUUGCUGAGAGAAAAAACACAGAAGCUGACAAGGAGAGCGAGAAAACUACAAAAUGGGGAAAAGAUGAGAAAUGUGGUGAUAAUGAGUCAGUCAAUAUGUCCAAAAGUGUCUUGGCCAGGACUCUGUCCUCUAGAACUGGGCAAGAUGAGCAGCACAGCUGUUUUCUGGUAUCAGCUCUGUCUACUGAUAACAGCAGCAUAACAGUGAGUCCAUCUGAGGAGAAUAGCCUAACAGACACCAGAGAGCCACAGUGUGCUCUGGCUGACUCGAGCUCUGCAUGUCUGCCUGACAGCACUGAGCAGAAGCGAUUAGCCUGGAUGAUGAACUGCACUCCCUGGUCCAAGCUCUCCAUGCAGAACAAGAGAAAAGGGCUCGGUGCUCCACCCAGGAGGAGAGGACGCAGGAGAGCUUCAGGACAAAACCUGCUACCUUUACCUGUGGACAUUAUUCUCAAAUCUGGACCCUGGAGCUCUCUUAAGCAGGUGACGACAGUGACUCUGGAGGAUUUGUCCGGCUGUAGUCUCUCCACACUGUCUGAGUGUACCAGACUACAGGCACUGACCCUCAGGCGAUGUAGACUUCAAGCCCUGGAUGGACUUAAUCAGUGCACUGAACUUCAGCAUAUUGAUUUACAGGAAAACAAUAUCACAUAUGUUGACUGUGGAGGUCUGGCCAAACUUGAGGUCCUGCUGUUGGGAAGGAACCAACUUACGAGCAUCCAUGGUCUGGACGGUGCUGUGAACCUGACUGUGCUUCAGCUUUCCCACAACAUCAUCUCUCGCAUCAGUGGUCUGGGAUCUCUGAAAAGGCUUCACCGACUCACAGUUGAUCAUAAUCAGUUGAUCAGCACGAGAGGACUGGAUGACGCUUUCACGCUUUUGCAUCUGGAUUGCUCGUACAACCACCUCAGCCAUGUGGAAGGCCUGGAGAACUGUGCUUUGCUCAACACGCUGGACCUGAGAGGAAACAACCUGACAGAGAUGCCUGUGCUUAAGAACCAUGUCCUGUUGAGGGAGCUGUAUCUGGAUGAUAACAGCAUCUGCUCUCUGCAUGGCCUGGAUAGCUGCUGGCUGCCUCUGCUGUGCUGUCUGUCUGUGCCUCAAAACAGUAUCACCCAGCUUCCACUGCUAGUGGACUUGCUUUCGUUGAAGACACUUAAUGUUAGUCACAACUGUCUAUCAGAGCUGAGGAACAUUUGUAUGAGUCUUCAGGGAUGCACUCAUCUUCAGGAGCUUAGUAUAGCUGACAAUCCUGUACAGCAUGAGAAUAACUGGAGGUCUUCUGUUCUGGCAGUAAAUCCAAGUUUGAUAAAGCUGAACGGAGAGCAAACCGGCGCCUCAGGAAAACUCUCUGCAGACUCAACACAGCUGUGGAGCUUCCAGGCCCUCUGCCAGGCACACCAAGAUCAGAUUGACUCAGUACUACAGAGACACUGCAUGGAGAUCAGCUCAGCUCCAUCUGCACUGCAGGCUCAGCUCCUGGUCAGUAACCAAGCUGCUGAGCUGUUUCAGUUGGCAGAAGAGCAACGCUACGCUCAUGAGUAUGGGGACAGCGGUGUCCGUGAGACAGCCAUGCAAGAACCUUUGGCCUCUAGCCAUUUACAGGAAUUAUUCAACUGGGAUUUGACACAGGAGAAAAGUGAUCAGGAGAAAAUCCAAAAUCCAGCAGAGCACAAGACUCCGAGCUGGCAAGCACCACAUCUGCCUAAUUUUACCCACAAAUACCAGCCUCCAUCUGGUGACCAUAAUACUGGUUAUGCAGGUAGCUGUGUAAAUCCUACUGAGAAAUUCAGGGACACCCAAGCAAGUGAAGACAGAUACAGCAGAUAUGGUGUCCAGGCAUCCAGGAUGGACCUCAGAACAGUGGCAGUUAUGGUGAUCCAGCGGCACUGGCGUGAACACAGACAGAGGAGACGAACGAGCCAUUUAGGGCCACCUGCAAUAGUUCCUGCAAGAUUAAGUCCUCAAAGAGAAGUGAAAUCCUGCACAACCAGGCCUGAACGUCUUAAUAAAGACUACGCUGCCACGGUCAUUCAGGCUGUAUGGAGGGGCUACAUGCUACGGAAGAGGCUGACUCGUGCUCUCAUGCUCGCCCAGAUAUCGGAGGGAGAUGAGGCCUUUGAGGAGGUGGACAUGGAUGAAUUCAUUUUUGAUGAGGAAGCCAUGGAGAAGGACUGGAUUCCUCUGCAUCCUGACAUGUCGCCGUCCUCAGUGCUGCCGAAUUCAGAACAGCUCCAGCUGCCAAAGCCUCUGCGUCAUCUGCCCGAGCUUCAUAAGGGUGCAUGUGUGCAGCCAUGGAAGCCUAGACAGGCCUGGAUAAGCAGUGAUGAAGCACCAGUGAAAGAGCAGAGUCAGUCACCUGAUCCAAGCACCAGUAUGCACUCUCCAGCAUCAACACAAGGAAAAUGUUAUUUCUCAGAAAGAUCUGAGAAAAUUCUGGAAGAAUGGGGUAUUAGCAGUGGUUCCACUGCCCGUCUUAUGCUAAAAAGGGCUCAGAGGAUGAAGCCUCGAAAGCAGAAAAAUCAGAAAAAAUACUUGGCUGGCAGAGGAGAUGUGAGUGCUCAGGAGGCACUGAGAGCAGAGCCAGAGCAGACGUAUACGCACACACAGACACGCCACAGAACCUACCAGUGGCUCCAAACCCAAGCCGUGCCAAGCCGGAGAAGCUCUGCCCCCUCCGUGAGUGAUCAUUUCCUCCCGGAGAUUGACCCUGAAAUUCUGAACGGUGGAAGGGUUCAGCUUGUGGCUUCUACAGGCUACAGAGAGGCUCCAGAUUCAGCCGUGAGGAUUGACAGUGCUGGUUACUCUUCACCUCAGAACCACCAGGCUCACACUCGAACACACUCGGCUGGAUAUACAAAAAAAGAUGUGCCGUCUCCUCAAAGAGUCACCUUGGCUCCAUCUCGAAAGGAGAGAAUCUCGUUCCGAGACAAUCCAGUGCAGCUGAGUGGAGGCUGGGGAGGAGGCAAGAAGAGGUCUAAAGCAAACAAGUUCACAUAACCUUUCUACAAUAUGUAGACAGCUAGACAUGCCUUGUACAUUUAUUUACCCAUGUGGGUGUAUGCAUGUUCUGUGGAUGAUGAAUAUGUGUUUUUUAGUUUAAGCACUUAUGCUCUUUAAACCCUAAUAAGCCCUAAUAAGUCUUAUGAUACUCAGACGAUCUCCUCUGAAAUUCCCUGCAGCUUCUGUUUCACUAAAAUUCCGCUUUUUCCGCUGUAAAUUAAUUACAAGCAAUGGAUGAGGUAUAACCCAAAUAUCCGCAGGCAAUCCCAAGAUGUGUGUUGUUCUCAAAUAUCAGUGACCAUGGAAAACUGUGGAAUGUGUGGAAACCAUUUUUGAAUGACAUGCUUAAUAUGCAAACAAAAGCAGCCAAUAGGAAACAGUACAUUGUUCUUCUAAGCCACUUGGGCUGUAUUGCUUUAUUUAUACAUUAUUUAUACUGUUGAGAUAUUAAAAAAUUAAAAAUCAGUUAAAAAUGGUUGUAGUUGAAAUCCCUGAAGUACAUUUAUUUUUUGAUGAAAGCUGAAAGCCAAUAAAAAAACUUUUGCACAAAUCCAAUAAGUCAUUACAGAAAAUAAAUCACUCUGGAGUGAAUCACUCUUUUUGACAUUUUGUCAGACAUUUAUGAUCAAACGUAUGCCUUACCAAGUCUUGCAUUUAGCCUUUUAUUUUAUUUAUUUCACAGUCAAAAAUCAGUGACUGACUGAACACAGUGGUUCAAGCAGGCACUGUCUGGACAGCAGCCCAAACCUGAUAAGAUAAUUCAUAUAAAAACAAAUAGCCUGUAGUAGAGAAGUGGGGUGCCGCAUUAGUGCACAGCAUGUAGGAUAUUUAUGUUCUUCCCUUCACUUUCAUGUGCUUUACUUAUGUUUUGGCUUUUUGGUCAAAUACAGUUUUGGCUAUGUGUCAGAUUCCUGCACACAGUGUGCUAAAACAACUGGCCACCUAUUACACUUCCACCUCCAGUACAGGAGAAGACUUAUGUACUGAUGUAUAGUGCUUUAUACACAUCAGCACUUUUAAAACUACAUUAAGGCAAGUCAUAGCUGGGUACUUCUGUUCUUUGCUCAAAUUAACAAUUAUUGGUAAAUAUGCCCCAUGAAGACUAAUUGCUUUUGAUAGUCGACUUCUUUCUUCAUGUUCUAAAAAUGAAGAAUGCUGGAAAUUCAUUUGGGUUUACUAAAGUGAGAUUGCUAUCUUUGUAUGGCUCUGAAAGUUCAUGACAGCACAGCCUUUGAGGUGAACAGUAUACAUUUCCAUUUGCCCUCAUGAAAAAACCCCAUUAUAUAAGAUUGGCAGUCUAGGCUAACCCCUGUCACUGCAGAAUGAGUCACAUUACUUGCUGUCCAAGGCCAGCACGAGGGCCAAAACCAAGAGAUCUAAUCCUUACAAUUACUGCAGACAGCACAGGGUGUACAGGUUUAAAGAAGAUGCUUUAAAGUAAUAAAAUCCUCUCUAGUUUUGUUUUGCUUUAUAAUAGCUUACAUUCAUAUUUCAUUAUCCAGAAACACAUUACAGGAGAAAUAAAACUGUAAAAGAUAAAGUUUUCUUCUUUUGUCGUAGAUGAGGUUUAUUAACAGGAAGUGUGUUGCUAGGGACUUUGCAGGAACUUAACACAUGUCUCAAUGCAUGCGUUUGUGGCCGGCCCUGUAUGUGCAGCUGCUCUGUAUAGUUUAUUAUUGUUUUAAUUAGACCUUCUUAAGCGACUGGAAGAGUGUGUAUACAAACCCUAGUGAUACAAUUACAGAGAUCCCCAGCUUAUCCAGCAUUAGAGUACAAACCACUGUU